AUGGACACAUCAUUGAUUUACGACGAGGAAGUCAUCUAUGAAGACGACGACUUUUAUGACUACGAAGAUGAGAUUCUCGAAGUCGAAGAGGGCGUAUCCGUCAAGGAUUGUAGCAUUGAUGCGGCCAAGAACUUUUUGCUAGGAUUGUAUGGUGGCGAUCCGUCUUUGUUACGAAAGUCACAGUUUAUGGGCCUCGGUGGUGGUGGUUUUGGCGAUAUGGAUAUUCCAGCCUUUUCGCCUGAAUUGCCUGAAAUGGAACCUGAACCUUUCGAAAUGGAGUCUGAAAUUGAGACUGAAACGUUAGACAUUCCCAUGGAACAUGAACCUACUGCUAUUAUGACAGAGGACGAAAAGCCAACAGAACAUGAAAAGCCAACAGAAUCGGAAGAGGCUGUCACCACGGCACCUGAAGAUCUCAAGACAGAAAAGGAGAGAUCGUCAUCCAAGAAUAAAGAAGAAAAAGAUACCGAUGCCAAACAAGUGAAACCGAAAAAGGUCAAGUCGAAAGCGGCCAAGGAAGAGGAUGGUGAUGAUGAUACCAACUCGAAACGAAAGAGUCGUUCCUCCAGAUCCUCCUCUAAGAAAGAAAAGAGAUCUGGAUCUGUGGGUGCGUUGAGUCGAAGGAAAAUGAACAAGAGAAGCUCAUCGGUUCGAAGUCUGGGUGCCAUUGAAAAGACCAUUGCCAAAAUGCACGAACCAGACCCAUCGCCAGCCUCUACAAAAAAGAAAGUCAAGAAAGGUAAACGAAAGGGUGGAUCUUCAAGUCGUUCGCGAUCGCCUUCUACCAUUCAGGUCGAAGUUAUUGAUACGAAAAAGCCAUCCUCGCAAUCCUCAAACAUUACGUCGGAUGACCUUGACCUGGACACCCUGAGUCUUGCUGGAAGCAAUGACGACACCAAUUCGAACCGAUCCAAUCGUCUUCUUGCAAAUGACGACAAUAACUCGAACCGGUCCAAUCGAUCUUCCAAAUCCAAGAGCACUUCCAAACGAGGUCGUCGAACCAAAAGUGGUAGUAUGGCUACUGACACUAAGAAGGAUGACAAAAAGGAGGAGGAGGAGGAGGUGGAAGAUGAACCAGUCAAGGAAGAAGAAGUCAAGGAAGAAGAAGUCAAACCUCCCGAGCCAACUCUAGAAGUUUCCACACCGAAAAAGUCCAAAAAGACCAAGCGCAAAGAUUCAAGAUCCAAGUCACCCAUGAAGAAUAGGGACUCGGGUCCAAAGUCACCAACGAAGAACAGGGACUCGGGCCUAAAGUCACCAACGAAGAGCAGGGACUCGGGUCCAAAGUCGCCAAUGAAGAAAAAGGGAAAGACCGCCAACAAGGAAGAAGAAGAAGAGGAAACUCCUGUAAAACCAUCGUCCCAGUCGUCACUCGUGAGCAACGACUCGAUUUCCUUGGAUGGCACCACAAAAUCCAAAAAGCGCGGUUCCAAAAAGUCCAAGGGAGGAAAGAAAUCCAAAUCUUCCUCGAAUGCUAGUAGCAAAGCAGCGAAGGGAAUGUUACAGGAAGAACCACCAAAGGAAGAAGAUUCAUCCCCAAUGGAAGAAGUGUCCAAGGCGGUGGAAAAGAAGGUCAAGAAGAAAAAGAAAAAGAGUGGCUGCAGCAAAUCACAAGAUGCACCAACCGAUGGAUCCAUGACCAGUGGGGACUUUUCAAUAGAUGAAUCAUCGGGAGCAGAGGUUGUCGAUCAAAUUGACAAACAGGAGGUCAUUGAAGAGAAAGAAUCGCCAGCACCCCUUGCCGAAUCCAGAGACGAACCAGAACCUCUCAAGAAGACCAAGAAGGAGAAACUAAAGAAUUCUGCGGCUACUUCCAGACAAUCUCCGGGCACCACCGAAAAGGAAGCACUAUCCACAAAAACAUCCAGUCAGCCUUCGAUUCAAUCCGAGACGGGAUCUGUAUCUUUGGCAUCCUCCUUGCAAGAUUCCAAGCCAGCACAGCAGCAGGUUCUUCCACCGCCACCACCCACGCCCUCGAUUAUUGAAGAUUCGGAAUCGGUGGUUUCUGAAUUGGAGUCACCCUAUCUAUCAUUGCCAUCCAAAAAGGUCGUUACCAACAAGGAACUUCCACGUCCUAACUGGUGCCCUUCUCCUCUUCCCACAAACAAGCUCAUGUCGGAAACCAACUCUUUGUCCAGCAAGGAUCGACGAAAGUUAAUUCGUCAGUCUAUGAUGAUGUCCACAAGGACUGGCAUCAAGCAGAUUCCGGAAAUUGGCGACCUGCCUACUGACGUGUGA
This is a messenger RNA of Cylindrotheca closterium, 2238 nucleotides long. NCBI's taxonomy places the organism in Eukaryota, Bacillariophyta, Bacillariophyceae, Bacillariales, Bacillariaceae. The record is from the annotation of a GenBank genome assembly.